AGGAAUUUUGCCCUAAGCCACCACCAAACAUCAUAUCAUAUCAAUAUCAUAUCAUAUCAUAUCAUAUCGUCUGUAAGACCAACAUCUCAAGAUACCGCUAACAUUACUCCGUCCUCUCUUGCAUCUCACGGGAAAUCAAAUCCAGUGGAGUAUGUGAAAGUUGGUAGAGCAGCUUUUUAACUAUAAGCGUCGUACAGCGAGCGUAGUUAUCCCUGCUACCUAACUACUCUACUGCAGCCACUUACGCUGUACACUACUGCUCUUCCCUCAAACCCCCUCCCCUGCCUGUGAUCUCCCAACCGUCGGCAGAGUCAUCCUCUUUUUGGCUUUACUGUACAUACUACUCUACUCUGUAUACUGUACAGGCUGCAGAGAAGCCUGGAGUGAGAAUCUUCCCCAUCUAGACUUUUCCUCCGCGACGUGCAUCGUCCGCUCCGCUACCUUGUCCUCCUGAUCCUCCGCUCGCUCUCUACGCAUAGUAUCUCUAUCUGUCUCUCUCUCCAAGCGCCCGCGCUAUUAUUAGCGUGAAACAAACCCUUUCCGCUAUCCUUUGCCUCGCAGAACAUCCCAAGUCCUUCUCUUCUAAACCCUAAUCUUCUUCAUCUUCAUCAUCCUCCUCUGCCCAUCAUCAGACAUCCAUCUGCGGGUGUUUGCCGAGACUCCCUUUGUCUCCAGGUAACCCUGCAUUCCAUCCCAACGGCGGUGUACAUAGUACUCCGUAGAUACUUGCAUGAUUAACAAACUUGAACUUCCCCCCUAACCCUUGCUUACUCAAUUGCCACCCCACGUUUUCUCUUUCAACGCAGUCACAGCCAAUGAGAAAAUAUCCCACCCCAUCCCGAGGCUGUUUUUUCGGCGAUUUAUCCAUAUGCAGAUGGACAGGAGCCAUCUUGUCUAGGUAGGAAGUGCUGCCUCCUUUUUUCCGUCUCGCAAUUUUAUUGGGCCGGGGCUGGUUGGUUUUUGCCCUCUCUUUCUUUUGCUAUCCUGGUCUAUAUCCGAGGGUAGACAAAAAAAAGAAAGAGAAAAAGAAAAAGAAAGGAAAAAGAAAAAAAAAAAAAAGAAAAAGAAAAAUAAAGGAAAAAUAAAGAAGAACAGGAGAGAAAAUUCCAGUCAUGGCAAACCUCUUCCGAAAAAAACAGAAUGCCGUCUCGCUGCGCAGAGAUGAUAGUAGGAUUAUCUUGCACUUUGUUAGAUUAUGAUUGUUUCUACGCCUCCGUUUUCGAAGCGGAAAAUCCCGCCCUGAAAUCACUGCCGCUGGCCGUCCAGCAGAAGCAGAUUGUCGUUACCUGCAACUAUGAGGCUCGCCGUCGCGGCUUACGCAAGUUGCAACUGAUCAAGGAAGCUAAGAAGGUGUGUCCGGAUGUGGUCAUCGUGCCGGGCGAGGAUUUGACCAAAUUCCGUGAUGCAAGUAAGGAGAUCUAUUCGUUUUUAAGGGGGUUUGUUUCGGGUUGGGGUGGGAGGGUGGAGAGGUUGGGGUUUGAUGAGGUAUUUUUGGAUGUCACCUCCCUGGUAGACUACAACAUCGACCUUCUCAACCACAAUGACCUAUCCAGCUCCUUUUUCCAUCUUGACAAGACAGACCCAACCCAGGGCUUUGCAUACGAUGCGCGGACAGUGUCGGGGCCUUCAUAUCCCCCUUCCGGCCAAACCCCUCAUACUUCUCUCAAUGGCUCAGCCCCAUCUGCCACAUCAGACUCUCAGACACACCCGUUCUCACCCAAUAGCAACAAUGCCAAUGCCAAUGCCAACUUACAACUACUCCAACGCCUAAUCCUGGGCUCACAUCUAGCCAGCUACAUCCGUCACCAACUCGAGGAACACAAAAGCUACACAGCCACGGUGGGCAUCUCUACCUCCAAGCUCCUCGCAAAGCUUGCAGGAAAUGUCCACAAGCCGCGGAACCAGACAACUCUCCUACCCCCCUAUAAUUCCACCAAUGAUGACGAUGAUGCUUACUUUGACCAUGACGACGGCGACGAUGAUGAUUAUGAUGAAAAACAUGCCCAACAACAGAGCAACAUCAUCCGCUUCCUCGACGCCCAUGAUAUCAGCGCUAUACCUGGCAUCGGCUUCAAAAUCGCCCAGAAGAUCCGUAGACAUGUUCUUGGCCGCGAGCUUUCAUCAGGUAUAUAUGAACAGCUGUCAAAAGCUGACUACGUCACCGUGAAAGAUGUCCGCUUACAUCCGAACAUGGGCCCGCUGACGCUGAAUGAAUUAUUAUUACUUUCUUCUAGCACUAGUAGUGGUAGCGGUGGGGGCGUCGGUAGCGGGGCAUUGCCCAAGGAUAUCGGAAUGAAGAUCUGGGGCUUGCUCCAUGGCAUCGACCCUAGCCCCGUUGCGGGGGCCAGGGCUGUCCCUACGCAGAUUAGCAUUGAGGAUUCGUAUGGGGAUGGGCGGUUGGAAGGGUUGGAUGUGGUCAGGGGGGAGCUGGUGGCGCUGGCGGGGAGCCUUCUUAGACGGAUGGUUGUGGACUUGACUGAGGAGGUUGAGGGAGAAGAGGAUGGGGAUGAUUGUGAUGGUGACUGUGUACAGUCAGAGCCAGAGCGGCCGGAGAAGAGUAGAAGAGGGAAAUCGACAAAGAGACGCUGGCUUGCGCACCCGCGCACAUUACGGCUAUCUACACGCAUCCGCCUGCCCCCGCUCCCGGACGGGGCACGCGAUUUCAGCGCGGGACGGGUGUCUAGGUCCUGUCCUAUGCCGACAUAUAUAUUCUCUUCGCUGCUUAAUACUGCAACUACUACUACGACUACUACUACUACUACUACUACUACUACUACUACUACAACUACUAUUACUCCUGCUACUACUAACAAUAAUCGUAAUCAUACUCAUCUCGAAACCAACGACAACGACAACGAUGACAAACCCCGUGCUGGAGUUCACGAAGCCAUGGUAGUACCAACGAUAGACCCUCUAGCCAUGCGCCUCGUGAACGAAACCAUCCUGCCGCUCUUUCGUAGAUUGCACCCUGAGAAAUCGGGCGCGGGGAAGAUAUGCGUUAUGAACAUUGCGGUGACGAAUAUGGUUAUGGUUGCGGGGGUGGGUGGGAAGGGUGGUGCCGGGAGGGAUAUUGGGAGGAUGUUUCGGAGUCAGAAGAGGGUGUUGAGGGAGUGGAGGGGUGAAGAUGGGGAUGGGGAUGGGGAUGGGGAUGAUGGCGGGUUACUAGGAGGGGAAACGGUUGAGUCUACUACCAUUGGCAACAACGACGAUGAUGGCGGUGGUGAUGCUGCUGAUCCUGAUGACAUGUGGGAUAGCGAAGGAGACGAAGGAGAUAUAGAUAUACUAGGUAACGGCGAUGCCAUGAUGACCGAAUGUGCCAUCUGCGGAGCGCUGAUGCCUCAUUUCGCCCUCCGGGCACAUGAGGUGUAUCAUUCUGUUUGUCCCUAAUUGAUCACUAAAAUAAAAGACCGGACUACCUGAGUUUUUUUUUCCAACUUAUUUGAUUUCCAACUCUGUAUGUUAGCCCCCCCCCUUUUUUUUUUUUUUUUUUUUU
Blastomyces dermatitidis ER-3 is the source of this 3493-nucleotide messenger RNA. Its product is annotated as DNA polymerase iota, variant. The coding region runs from base 1141 to 3387 and encodes 748 amino acids. The record is from RefSeq and is a predicted model, not a curated record. The transcript is spliced from 3 exons. Gene Ontology annotation, biological process: translesion synthesis. Lineage: Eukaryota; Fungi; Ascomycota; Eurotiomycetes; Onygenales; Ajellomycetaceae. Gene Ontology annotation, molecular function: damaged DNA binding; DNA-directed DNA polymerase activity.